GCGUUCCUUGUACGUAAGGCCAACCAAAAUGGCGAAUCGAACUGUUAAAGAAGCAAAAUCUAUUAAAGGGACAAACCCACAGUAUUUAAUAGAAAAAAUCAUAAGAUCUCGUAUAUAUGAAUGCAAAUUUUGGAAAGAAGAAUGCUUUGCACUUAGUGCUGAACUCUUGGUUGAUAAAGCUCUUCAAUUAAGAUUUAUAGGAGGGACUUACGGAGGAAAUAUAAAGCCAACGCCAUUCUUAUGUUUAAUUCUUAAAAUGCUUCAAAUCCAACCUGAUAAAGACAUUGUUGUAGAAUUUAUCACUCAACAAGAUUUUAAAUAUGUUCGAGCUUUAGGGGCUUUUUACAUGAGAUUAACAGGAACAGCCCUUGAUUGUUAUAAAUAUUUAGAACCGUUAUAUCUCGAUUAUAGAAAACUACGUUUUCAAAAUAAAAUUGGGGGCUUCGAGUUACUUCAUAUGGACGAAUUUAUUGAUCAAAUAUUUGUUGACGAACGGGUAUGUGAUAUUAUACUUCCACGACUCACAAAACGAUCAACGUUGGAGGAAAAUAAUCGCUUAGAACCUCGAGUAUCUGCACUGGAAGAUGAUUUAGAAAUGAUGGAAGAAUCUGCUCCUCCCCCCAAGUCUUCAAAGAAAGAAGAAAAAGAAAAAAACAAAGAUAGAGAAAAGAGUAAAAAAGAAAAAAGAAAACGGAGGUCUAGGUCUAGAGAUAGAGAUCGAAGAUCAUCCCGAUCCAGGUCACCGAAGCAUAGAAGAAAGGAUAGAGACAGAGACAGGGAUCGGGACAGAGACAGAGAUCGGGACAGGGAUAGAGACAGGGAUAGGGACAGAGACCGGGAUAGGGAGAGAGAUAGAGACCGGGAUAGGGGUAGGGAUAGAGACAGGGACCGAGACAGAGAUCGAGACCGAGAAAAGGACUCAAAGGCUAAGGAAAAGGAAGAAAUUGAGGAACAAAAUGCUCUCAGAGCCAAAUUGGGUUUGGCACCUUUGAGACCAUAAUUUUUUUUAUUCGUGUAUACUUGUACAUAGUUUCAGUUGAACUUGUUAAUACAUUGAAAAUAUUAUAACUAUCAA
Messenger RNA from Dimorphilus gyrociliatus, 1075 nucleotides. Lineage: Eukaryota; Metazoa; Annelida; Polychaeta; Dinophilidae. The record is from the annotation of a GenBank genome assembly.